GUAUUUCCCCAGCCUGGCCAACGAGGCUGCCAGCGAGCCCCUAACAAACUACAUGGACGUUGAUUAUUAUGGAACCAUCUCAACUGGUACGCCCGCUCAAGAUUUCACUGUCAUUUUCGACACCGGUUCCUCCAACUUGUGGGUGCCCUCCGUCUAUUGCUCCAGCACAGCCUGCUGUUGGAGGCAUUGUGGACACCAACCAGAUCUUUGGUCUGAGUGAAACUGAGCCCGGCUCCACCUUUUACUACGCCCCCUUUGACGGGAUCCUGGGUCUGGCCUUCCCCAGUAUCGCCUCUUCUGGAGCCACCCCCGUCUUUGACAACAUGAUGAAUGAGGGUUUGGUUUCCCAGGACCUCUUCUCUGUCUACCUGAGCUCCAAUGGCCAGCCUGGGAGCUUUGUGAUGUUCGGCGGCAUCGACUCAUCUUACUACUCUGGGAGCCUGAACUGGAUCCCUCUCUCCUCCAAGACUUACUGGGAAAUCACCAUGGACAGGGUCCCCCUGAAGAAGGGGAAAUCCCUGAGGCAGAACCUUAAGGACCAUGGCUUGCUGGAGGAUUUCCUGAAGAAACACCCUCGUAACCCGGCCUCCAAGUAUUUCCCCAGCCUGGCCAACGAGGCUGCCAGCGAGCCCCUAACAAACUACAUGGACGUUGAUUAUUAUGGAACCAUCUCAAUUGGUACGCCCGCUCAGGAUUUCACUGUCAUUUUCGACACCGGUUCCUCCAACCUGUGGGUGCCCUCCGUGUACUGCUCCAGCACAGCCUGCUCAAACCACAACAAAUUCAAUCCAUCAGACUCCUCCACCUACGAGGCCACCAGCCAGAACCUCUCCAUCCAGUAUGGCACCGGCAGCAUGACUGGAAUCCUGGGCUAUGACACCGUCCGGGUUGGAGGCAUUGUGGACACCAACCAGAUCUUUGGUCUGAGUGAAACUGAGCCCGGCUCCACCUUUUACUACGCCCCCUUUGACGGGAUCCUGGGUCUGGCCUUCCCCAGUAUCGCCUCUUCUGGAGCCACCCCCGUCUUUGACAACAUAAUGAAUGAGGGUUUGGUGUCCCAGGACCUCUUCUCCGUCUACCUGAGCUCCAAUGAACAGACAGGGAGCUUCGUGAUGUUCGGCGGCAUCGACUCAUCUUACUACUCUGGGAGCCUGAACUGGAUCCCUCUCUACUCUGAGACUUACUGGGAAAUCACCAUGGACAGUGUCACCAUGAACGGAGAGACCAUCGCUUGCUCUGGUGGCUGCCAGGCUAUCAUUGACACUGGCACUUCUCUGCUGGCUGGGCCCUCUACUGGCAUCUCCAGCAUCAACUCCUACAUUGGUGCCAGCGAUGGCACGAUCAGCUGCAGUGCCAUGAGCAGCCUGCCCAACAUCGUCUUCACCAUCAACGGCAUCGAGUUCCCUGUGCCCGCCAGUGCCUACAUCAUUGAUGAGUCAGGCUCUUGUACCUCCGGCUUUGAAAGCAUCGACGUCGGAGGGCUCUGGAUCCUCGGAGACGUCUUCAUCCGCCAGUACUACGUUGUCUUCGACAGGGCCAACAACCAGGUGGCCCUGGCCUCUGUGGCAUGAACACAGCGCCAUCCCUGGGACACUCGCAUGGAACACUGACCCUGGAGAGUCUCCGUUCCUCUAGAGUCCCAACACCGCGUAUCGAUCUAGUGACCCUCCACCCCACACUCACCCGAUAUCCUGUAAUCUUA
Mauremys reevesii (Reeves's turtle) is the source of this 1702-nucleotide messenger RNA. Its product is annotated as pepsin A-like. Gene Ontology annotation, molecular function: aspartic-type endopeptidase activity. NCBI's taxonomy places the organism in Eukaryota, Metazoa, Chordata, Testudines, Geoemydidae. The transcript is spliced from 12 exons. The coding region runs from base 69 to 1571 and encodes 500 amino acids. The record is from RefSeq and is a predicted model, not a curated record. Gene Ontology annotation, biological process: proteolysis.